Messenger RNA from Oryzias latipes (Japanese medaka), 1243 nucleotides. It is a transcript of the gene srgn, whose product is annotated as serglycin. The record is from RefSeq and is a predicted model, not a curated record. Lineage: Eukaryota; Metazoa; Chordata; Actinopteri; Beloniformes; Adrianichthyidae.
AGGGAGGCAGUUAUUACUCAACACGACCCGAAGAAGCAGCUCCAGAAAGACUUGGUUGGUUGUUUGUUUGCGAAGACAAGGCUGAAGGAUGAAACUGUUUCUGUUUCUGCUCGUCUCCUGCCUCGCCUUAAUACACGCAAAGGGAACGCCCACGACAGCUGUAUAUAAGUUUGUGCGAUGUAACCCCAACGGUGACCAGGCGAACUGUGUGGUUCAGCAGACUCCUAAGAUGCCGUGGAGCCCAGAGCUACCUUCCAAGCUGCCUGCCUCCACUGCACAGCAUCUAGAGGCAGAACCUGUGGAAGGGGAAAGUCCACCAAAUGAGGAUGAAGAUGACUAUGAAACUGAGGUGGAAGAGGAGGAAACGCCAAUGGAGAGUGAAGACGGAGAGUCACCUUCAGUAGGGGAAGAAAGUUUUGGUAGCCUUGAAGGUUCUGCAGAUGGGGCAACCCCAGUUGAAAUCGACAUGGGCUCGGGGGACUCUGGAAUAGAGACAGCUGAGCGGAAAGAUGGCGAAAUGAGCAAAAUGAAGACAUUGUUUUCAAGCAUGAAGGCGAUGAAACCUACAAAGAAAGACCUGGAAGAAGACCACCUUCUGAAGAUGUAAACUCUUUCAAAAGGCUGCGAUCUAUUUAAACUCUGCAACAGUUAGCAAAACUUAUAUCUCCACCUGCUGGGAAAAACCUGGUCACACAGGGCUACAUAUUCCUAUUGGAUUUCUCUGUGUAAUUUUUUGGAAAUAACUUUCUUUAAUUUAAAAAAUUUGACAGAUAACACCAAACAUACCAAAGGAUUGAGAGGCCAGAAUUAAUUUGAUUUACCAUACUUAUCCAUGACCAGUAUUUUUUUGUAUUGUUUACCUUUUUAUGUGUAAAGUAAUUUUUUCAAAAUUACUUUGUAACAUAAAUUGAAAUACGAAUUUCAAAUUAUAGUAUUAAUUGUGCAAUAAAAUAUAUACGUUUGUAUGUGGUUAGCUUGCUUAUUACAGUUUAAAGCUGUUUUGAUUUGCAAGUUGCACAAGAGCUUCUUCAUAUCACCGCAUCCCCUUUUCUUAAAUCUUGUGACUUUUUACAUGAAGAGGAAAUGUUGCAUAUUCUGAUCACAAGACUUGAUGUGUGGCGCAAACACCCAAAAGACUGCUACUCCACCAUUGUGAACUAUGAACACAGUGUGUAAAAUGAAAAUGAGGGCAUUUAACACGUGCAUUUGAAACAUUUAUACCAAUAAACUAUUUUAAAAAUAA